Molecule: messenger RNA, 1254 nt
Organism: Letharia lupina
Lineage: Eukaryota; Fungi; Ascomycota; Lecanoromycetes; Lecanorales; Parmeliaceae
Exons: 1
Coding region: 1-1254 (417 amino acids)
Source: RefSeq, a predicted model, not a curated record
AUGAAGUACUUACCUGAUAUGGCUGCACUUUCGAGGCUCUUUACCGCCUACCCAAGGACGUUCAUUAUUUUCAACCUGAUCAGCAAAGAAAUAUUUGCCGGCAUUGUGGACAACAUGUCAGCUGAGCUUCGAAACUCGGCCCUGGACGUGCUAGCCGUUCGAAGUCACCCGCCAAUUCACCCAAGCCAAAUCACCGAUUUCAUCAAACAUCAUCUCGACGCCAAAGUGUGUUAUACUCAACCCCGCUUACGCCGGUAUCCGCUCUCUGCGAUUUUGGACCUCAUCACAAUAUCAGAGAGCAUCGAGAGUCUCACGGAAUCCUUCGCCAGUGAUCGUGUCCUAGGUCCCUGUAUUAGGCAUAGUAUGCCACUCUCACCGAUAGAGCUCCACCGGAUCCGACGCUCUUUUUGGCGUUUUCAGCUUUGCUACGACAUGUGUCAUCCAGAAGAAGUAAGUUCCUCUCGGGAGAUUUGUGAAGUCAAAUCCAGAGGCACUAGACAAUAUGUCCAAUCUCAGAGCAAACAACCUAUCAGCGGCAGCGUGCCAAAUUGGCUUCAAGGUCGCAGCGAAGCAUACCGUCCAGAAGCCUUAAGCCGUUUCCUUCCCAAUCUCAGUCGCUGGGAACACGAUGAGCUUGAGGCCGUUCGUUUCCAUCUCGCACUCAAAGUCAACCGCCUCCAAUACCUUCGGUCGUGUGGUUCAAAAGAUGAACUGAUCCGGGAACCCGCGCUCCUCCAACGCCUAAUCCGCGACAUCGAUCACUGGGAUACAGGAAGCCCGGAGGACCAUGUCUUGGUCGCAGCUUUCAGGCAAAGCCAGCACGCUAGAUCCCAUCCUAUUGUCUGGCAUAGGAUUCGCCAUUGUUAUGAUGCCAGUAUUCCCAAUACACCUCGCAGAUUUGUCAUACAGUCUUUGCAGGUAGGCUGUCCGCAAUGGGGCUGGUGCCUGUGGGAUGAGAAACGGCUUGUGAAGCGGGGCAUGAUCGAUAUUGAAUAUGAGGGUUGGCUCGACGGUUGGAAGAUGGACGAUGAAAGCAAGAUCGCGAAGAUUUGUGAACGGAGAGCCGCUAUCGGUGAGGCUCACAGUGAGUGUAUUGCCGCUCAAUAUACCCUUCUCGACCAAAAGAUCGCGGCACAGUACGCUAUUGAUGCGCAAAUACAUUUGGACAGGCUGAGGUGGGAUAGGGUUUGGGAAUUGGGAUCCAAGGAACGAAAGUGGAUGCCCACGGAAUUGGAUUGCAUAUACAGCGGCUGA